GUGAUCUCGUAACACCGGCAGCGCGCACGCACGGACCGCAGGAAGACUGCAGCGGAACUGAUAAAUUCAUGAGGCGAAUGAAGUUUUGGAUAAAACCAAAGGUACCAGCUUUCUACCCGUCAAUAAUGUGUUGUUUAUAGACGUCAAUAGCGAAAGCUACAGCUACGGUGUCCUCUGUCAGCAUGGUCGUGUAGUUGUGUAGCGUCCGCCAUGGCCAUAGGAACGCAGCUGUAUCUGCUGCUGUGGAAGAACUUCACGUACCGCAGGAGAAACAGGGUCCAACUGAUUAUUGAACUUCUGUGGCCGCUCUUCCUCUUCCUCAUCCUCAUUGCUGUCCGGCAAUCGCACCCGCCGUACAAGCAGAGCCAGUGUCACUUCCCCAACAAGGCCCUUCCCUCGGCGGGCACGCUGGCAUGGGUUCAGGGCAUCGUCUGCAACGUCAACAACCCCUGUUUCCAUCAGCCCACUCCAGGAGAGACGCCCGGACGAGUCAGCAACUUCGACAACUCCAUACUCUCUCGACUGUUGGUGGAUAUCAGGAGUGUCCUGGCGAUCAGCGGGAACCGGACGGGGCUCUCCGGCCUGCGGGACCUGUCGCUCGCCAUCCAGAGACUCGGGGAGAGACCUGACGCCUGGCCAAAUCUUCCUGUGGGCGAGUAUCUGCGAGCCAAUGAGAGCUUCUCCUCCUUCCUGCGGGCGAACACCAGCCUGUCGUCCGCGUCCGUGGACCGCUUACUGAGGGCCCGACUGAACCUGCGCGUGGCCACAUUAGCCGGCGCAGGAGUGCGUCUGUCGGAUAUCGUCUGCAACGCUUCGCUCCUGGGCCUCCACCUCUCGCCUGCGGACGGAGACUCCUUCCCCGACCUGCAGGGGGCGCUGUGUUCUGUGCCCGCGGGUGUACUGCAGAAGGCAGAGCAGGUCUUCCUGUCCCAGCUGGACUUCAGCAAGAUCCUCACGAGAGACCGACUGCUGGCGAACGCGGCUGACCUCCGGCUCAUCAGUCGCGCUGUCUCCUCUGUAACGCAGGAACUAGCAUCCGUUAUGGAUGAUAUCUCUUCCCUGUCCAGUUUCUCGGAGCUGAACUCCGAGAUGAGGCUCCUGACCCCUGAACUCCGCUCCGCUCGGCCGCGCGACAGCUUCCGGGCCGUCUCCAGGAUCAUGUGUGGACACCCCGAGGCCGGCGGAGAGAGGAUCCCGUCCUUCAACUGGUACGAGGAUCAGGACAUCAAGUCGUUCCUGGGCAGAAACGUGUCGGAGGAGGCGGACCUGGAGAACAGCAACAGCACCACUCCGUUCUGUGAAAACCUGAUUAGAAGUCUGGAGUCGAACCCUCUCUCCCGGAUUGUGUGGCGAGGAAUCAAACCGCUGUUCAUUGGAAAGCUGCUGUACACACCCGACACACCGGCGACCCGCACCGUCAUGGCACAGGUCAACAGGACGUUCCAGGACUUCCUGAUUCUGAGGGAUGUGCAGGAGGCGUGGCAGGAAGUCGGUCCCAGAAUCAAAAGCUUCAUGGAGAGCAGUGUGGAAGUGCGGCUCCUGCAGGAUCUCCUGAGGAGGCCCGAGGUGGCGGUGGUGGUGAACCUACGUCUGGAAAGCACAUCUUGGACGGCCUCCCGCAUUUCCCGGUUCCUCUCGACCCCUGACCCCGACACGCCCCGUAAGGACGGAGCGCCGCCCUCCUGGUGGGACCUGUACCAGGAUGUGGACAACACCUUCAGCACUCUGGCAGAACUCACUGAGUGCUUCUCGUUGAAUAAGAUCGAGGGUGUGCCGACGGAGGGCGAGCUCGUCGAGCGGGCGCUGGAACUGCUGGAGGAUCGCCAGUUUUGGGCCGGAAUAGUCUUCCUCCUGCCUGACCCUUCAUCAUCCUCUCUGCCUCCUCAUGUCAAGUACAAGAUCCGCAUGGAUAUAGAUGAUGUGACCCGCACAAACAAGAUCAAAGACAAAUUUUGGGACCCAGGCCCGGCUGCUGAACCCUUCAGUGACCUUCGCUACGUCUGGGGCGGUUUCAUCUACGUCCAGGAUUUAGUUGAGCGAGCGCUGACACAUGUGCUCACCGGUAAAGAGCCGGACACGGGCAUAUACGUGCAGCAGAUGCCGUACCCCUGCUUUGUGGACGACGUUUUCAUACGUGUCCUGAAUCGUUCGUUGCCUCUGUUCAUGACCCUGGCGUGGAUCUAUUCUGUGGCUAUGAUCAUAAAGGGUGUGGUGUAUGAGAAAGAAGCCCGCCUGAAGGAGACGAUGCGGAUCAUGGGCCUGAGCUCCGGCAUGCUGUGGCUCAGCUGGUUCAUCAGCAGUUUCCUGCCCUUCCUCUUCAGCGCUGGACUCCUCAUCGCCGCCCUUAAGUGGGGCGAUAUCUUACCCUACAGCGACCCGGCUGUGGUUUUCUUCUUCCUGACUGCGUUUGCGACGGCCACCAUCAUGCUCUGCUUCCUCAUCAGCACUUUCUUCUCGCGUGCGAACCUGGCAGCCGCGUGUGGAGGACUCGUGUACUUCACCCUUUACCUGCCCUAUGUGCUGUGUGUGGCCUGGAGAGAGUACCUGAGCAGCACACACAGGAUCUUAGCGAGCUUCCUGUCUCCAGUGGCCUUUGGCUUCGGCUGUGAGUACUUCUCCCAGUAUGAAGAGCAGGGUGUGGGGAUCCAGUGGUUCAACUUAAGAUCCAGCCCGGUGGAGGGAGACAGCUACAGCUUCACCACCGCCAUCGUCAUGCUGUAUGUGGACGCUGCCAUCUAUGCACUGGCCACGUGGUACAUUGAAGCUGUUUUUCCAGGGCAGUACGGGAUCCCUAGGCCGUGGUAUUUUAUCUUCCAGCUGAAUUACUGGGGGGGCGUUCCCCUCGAGGUGGGCUUGCCCAUCCCCGCCGCGCCCAGAGACGACACCGACGAUCGGAUCGAAGCUGAGCCGUCAAGUCUGAUUCUAGGAGUUUCCAUAAGGAACUUAGUGAAGAUUUAUAAGAAAGGGUCCAAGCUUGCGGUCAAUCACCUGAACAUGAAGUUCUACGAGGGUCAAAUAACCUCUUUUCUGGGUCACAAUGGAGCCGGCAAGACAACCACUAUGUCCAUUCUCACGGGCCUGUUUCCUCCCACGGCCGGCACCAUAUACGUGAAGGGAAUGGACAUCCGCACGGAUAUGGACGUGAUCCGCAGCACUCUGGGAGUCUGUCCGCAGCACAACGUCCUCUUCGACAUCCUGACGGUGGAGGAGCACGUGUGGUUCUACGGGCGAAUGAAGGGCAUCAGCAUGGAGGAGGUGCAGAAGGAGAUCACUUCACUUCUGGAGGAUGUGGGCUUGCAACACAAGCGACACGAGCAGGCUAAAAACCUUUCGGGUGGCAUGCAAAGGAAAUUGUCUGUUGCGAUCGCUUUCAUCGGUGGGUCAAAGGUCGUGGUGUUGGACGAACCCACAGCUGGUGUGGACCCCUACUCCCGCCGCGGGAUCUGGGACCUUCUGCUCAAAUACCGCGAAGGCCGCACCAUCAUCCUGUCCACACACUACAUGGACGAGGCGGAUCUCCUCGGGGACCGCAUCGCCAUCAUCUCGCAGGGAAAGCUGUGCUGCUGCGGAUCGCCCCUCUUCCUCAAGGCCCGUCUCGGGACGGGAUAUUACCUGACGCUGGUGAAGAGAGAGAUGCAGAGGACGCCGAGCAGCGCCGGCACCGCCAAACUCCCGUCAGCCGCCGCCGGCAAGGACAGCGAGUCCUCCCUGAGCGACGACACGGGACUGGGCAGUGAAGAGAAUGGAUUCGACGUGGCCGCCGUGAUGGCUCUGGCGCUGCAGUACGUGCCCGACGCUCAGCUGGUGGAGGACAUCGGCCGAGAGGCGGUCAUCAACUUGCCCCACGCCGCCUCUGAGGACGGCAGUCUGGCCCUCUUCCUGAGCGAGCUGGAGCGACGGCAGGCCGAGUUCGGCGUGGUCAGUUACGGGCUGUCGGACACCACGCUAGAAGAGAUCUUUCUGCGUGUGGCAGAGGAGACCGGUGUGGAUGCGGACCCCGAGGAGGAGCCGCCCGUGUCUGCAGGCCAGCAGGGGGCGCCGUCUGAGGACCGAGACACAGAACGGAAACAGCCAAUCAGGAAAGAAGCCCAGGAGCGCGAGCCGCUGAGCGGGGACGGCCAGGCCGGCGCUCCCCUCACCGGACUCCUCCUCACGGGUCAGCAGCUCCGGGCGCUCUUCACCAAACGCCUGAAGUACGCGCUCCGCAGCCGCAGAGGCCUGUUCGCACAGAUUGUUCUCCCUGCAGUGUUCGUCCUCAUCGCUCUGCUCUUCAGUCUCGUCGUGCCGCCCUUCGGCAAGUACCCGUCGCUGGAGCUCCAGCCUUGGCUCUACGGGGAGCAGUUCACCUUCUUCAGCAAUGAUGCGCCACAGGACCCCGCCAUGCAGAAGCUCCAGGACGCCCUGCUGGAUCCGCCCGGGUUUGGGACUAAAUGCAUGGAUCCGCGCAGUGACGUGGAGUGUUUAGAGGAAGCCGAAACCAAGUUUGUCCGGCCGCAGAUCCCGUACAGCAUGUGGCAGCUCUUCCACGAAGGCAACUGGACCGAGGAGCACCCGUCCCCCGACUGCGAGUGCAGUACCGAACACACACGCCGCAUGCUGCCGGACUGCCCGCCGGGAGCCGGAGGGAUCCCCCCGCCGCAGAUCCGGCAGAUGACCGGAGAUAUCCUGCAGAACUUGACGGGUCGCAACAUCUCUGACUACCUCAUCAAAACAUAUCCCCAAAUCCUGAAGAAAAGUUUGAAGACCAAAAAAUGGGUAAAUGAGUUUAGGUACGGAGGUUUCUCUCUGGGCGCUCUCCUGUCUCCGGCCGCGGAUGAGCCGCGUCACCUCGAGGACUCGGUUCGGGCGAUUAGAGGACGCUACAGCGUUGCAGAGAACGGCUCUUUAGAUCGGCUCCUCCUCAGACUGCCGCACGUCCUCAUGGGACUGUCCAGCCGCAGCAGUGUGAAGGUCUGGUUUAAUAAUAAAGGAUGGCAUGCCAUGGCUUCAUUCGUGAAUAUUAUGAACAAUGGUCUCCUUCGUGCCAACCUGCCGCCUGACGUGGAAAGACGCAAAUAUGGAAUUACAGCCUACAAUCACCCACUCAACCUCACCAAGGAGCAGCUGACGGAGAUGGCCCUAAUGACGACCUCAGUGGACGUUCUGGUGUCCAUCUGCGUUAUCUUCGCCAUGUCGUUUGUUCCUGCCAGUUUCGUGCUGUUCCUGAUUGAGGAACGAGUCAGUAAAGCCAAACAUCUCCAGUUUGUCAGUGGAGUGAAGCCCAUCCUGUACUGGACGACCAAUUACGUUUGGGACAUGCUGAACUAUGCAGUGCCAGCCGCUAUGGUGGUGUUCAUCUUCAUCAGCUUCCAGCAGGAAUCAUACGUCUCUGAGAAGAAUCUGCCGGCACUGGUGCUCCUGCUUUUGCUCUAUGGUUGGUCCAUCACUCCACUCAUGUACCCAGCCUCCUUCAUCUUCUCCGUCCCCAGCACUGCCUAUGUGGUCCUCACCUCCAUCAACCUCUUCAUUGGCAUCAACGGCAGUGUCGCCACCUUCGUCUUGGAGCUAUUCGUCGAUGAGCAUCUGAACGAGGUCAACCGGAUCCUGAAGAAGGUCUUCCUGAUCUUCCCUCACUUCUGUCUGGGUCGGGGUCUCAUCGACAUGGCCAAGAACCAGGCCAUGGCAGACGCCUUCCAGCGGCUGGGAACCAAACAGAAUCUGGACCCUUUAUCCUGGGAUUUCGUGGGGAAGAAUCUGUUUGCCAUGGCGGUGGAAGGACUCGUGUUCUUCAUCUUCACUGUUCUCCUGCAGUAUAAAUUCUUUGUUAAUUUUAGCCGCUGGUCGGGGUUUGUGCUGCCCCCCCUGGGCCUGGAGGAUGAGGACGUGGCGAGAGAGAGAGAGCGAGUGAAGAGCGGUGGAGCUGUGGGAGAUAUCCUCACCCUCACAGACCUCAGUAAGGUUUAUGCGGCCGGCAGGAAGCCAGCGGUGAACCGGCUCUGCUUGGGCAUUCCUCGGGGAGAGUGUUUUGGGCUUCUUGGUGUGAACGGCGCUGGGAAAACCUCCACCUUCCGCAUGCUGACAGGAGACACACACAUUACUUACGGAGAAGCGUUUCUCAGCAACCACAGUGUUCUCACAGAAAUGGAGAAAGUCCAUCAGCUGAUGGGAUACUGUCCUCAGUUCGACGCCAUCAGUGACCUGCUGACGGGACGCGAGCACCUGCAGUUCUACGCCCGCCUCAGAGGAGUGCCGGAAGCCCACGUUGCAAAGGUGGCGCAGUGGGGCGUGCAGAAGCUGGGUCUGAGUCAGUACGCGGAGCGAGAGGCUGGGAGAUACAGCGGAGGAAACAAGCGCAAACUCUCCACCGCCAUCGCCCUGAUCGGAGCUGCUCCUGUCAUCUUCCUGGAUGAGCCUACGACUGGGAUGGACCCGAAGGCCAAGCGCUUCCUCUGGAACUGCAUUCUCAGUGUGGUCAAAGAGGGAAGAUCUGUCGUGCUCACCUCUCACAGCAUGGAGGAGUGUGAGGCUCUGUGCACCCGCAUGGCCAUCAUGGUGAACGGCCGCUUCCAGUGUCUGGGCUCGGUCCAGCACCUGAAGAACAGGUUUGGCGACGGCUACACCGUGGUCCUCCGCCUGUCCGCCCCGUCCGCAGAGCCGUGCCCAGUGGACGCCUACAUCAAGAGCUCUUUCCCAGGGAUCCAGCUGAAGGAGAGACAUCAGAACGUUCUGCAUUACCAGCUGCCAUCGCAAACCUGUUCGCUCGCUCGCGUCUUCGAGGUGCUGUCCAAUAACAGUGAGGAGCUGGGGAUAUCCGACUACUCCGUGUCCCAGACCACACUGGAUCAGGUGUUUGUGAACUUUGCUAAAGAGCAGACGGAUGAUGAUCAGCUCAGGGACGUCACAGUGAACGGUGGACCCGGUUCGACUCAAACCACCAGGCUUCAGCGGCCCACAGAACUCAAACUGGAGCGAUGCAGCCGGUCUUCCGGCCCACACUCCCCUUCAGCCGCUGCUCGCCCAGAACACAGCCCUGAGUCGCCAUCCGCUGCCUCAAAGACCAAAGGUCAUCAGUCCAGCCGUGUGUCCGGCUCAGGGCCGCCGCAGGAGAUCCGCAUGGAGCCGGUGGGAGAGGCAGCUGAUGGCCCGACCCCUCCUGAAGACCCGACCCCUGCCAGGAAACACCCAUCCACGCUGUUCAUCGUCAGUACCAAAACACAGGACAGCACUGUGUGAACAAAAGCAAACAGUCCUGACGCCGAUCUCUGGUGCCUUCCUCACGGAUCAUGUUCAAACAGUUUUAUUUAGUUGCUUUAAAGGAGUAGUUCACUUUUAAAAAACUUUAGCUGAUAAUUUACUCGCCUCCGUGUCAUCCGAGAU
Messenger RNA from Pimephales promelas (fathead minnow), 7356 nucleotides. RefSeq names its product ATP binding cassette subfamily A member 7 (gene abca7). Gene Ontology annotation, molecular function: lipid carrier activity; ATP hydrolysis activity; ATP binding. Gene Ontology annotation, biological process: lipid transport; transmembrane transport. The record is from RefSeq and is a predicted model, not a curated record. Lineage: Eukaryota; Metazoa; Chordata; Actinopteri; Cypriniformes; Leuciscidae. Gene Ontology annotation, cellular component: membrane; intracellular membrane-bounded organelle.